ACCCCUCAUUCAACAAUAUGACAUCCCUCUUGUCUCGAUGACCUUUUCGUGCAUCUCCCUCCUGCCCGCCAUGUACAUUUGGUCUGCGGGAAACUUUCCAGAUAUAGCUUGGUGGCACAAGGACAUGCGCCUGCUGUAUUCAAUCGCACGGACCCUUACUCAAAGAGUAUCAUUCCUCGCGAUACAGGAUUCUCACCAGUACAAUGGCACAUUUAUGCAAACCAAGUCGUGGGAGACAACUGCAGUGUCCAGCCACGGUCGCCACGAACGACACAAAUGCAGACGGGAUCUUCAAGCCUUGGACGAUGGAGCGGUCCUUCCGGGCUUGGCAGAUCAAGGAUCAAGAAACCUUCAAAGAACCGAAGACGAGCGAAGGUACAUUGAGUGGAGCGAUAAGCUGUGCAGGGAGUACAUGCGAACACGUUACCGUGCUCGCUUGGCAGUGCGAGCCGAGGAGAGCUGCUUCAAUGUGUUGUGAUCAGAUAUUUCCGCGAGCGAUAGGGCAUUGCCAAAGGAGAGAGAGCUAGUAAGAUUGAUGCUGAACUUGGCGUGAUGGUUUCAAUGAGCCUGUGAGUGGCGAAGCUCGCUUCUCCUCGCUUGAGUCGGACAAUCGUAGAAAGUGAGGUCGAUGUGGCGACGA
Messenger RNA from Dissoconium aciculare CBS 342.82, 640 nucleotides. RefSeq lists its product as uncharacterized. The record is from RefSeq and is a predicted model, not a curated record. NCBI's taxonomy places the organism in Eukaryota, Fungi, Ascomycota, Dothideomycetes, Mycosphaerellales, Dissoconiaceae. The transcript has a single exon. Bases 38 to 478 code for a protein of 146 amino acids.